Messenger RNA from Orbicella faveolata, 2476 nucleotides. RefSeq lists its product as uncharacterized. NCBI's taxonomy places the organism in Eukaryota, Metazoa, Cnidaria, Anthozoa, Scleractinia, Merulinidae. Gene Ontology annotation, molecular function: transmembrane transporter activity. Gene Ontology annotation, cellular component: membrane. The record is from RefSeq and is a predicted model, not a curated record.
CGGUUUUCCGUGAUAGGCUUCUCGUAUCUCCUCGUAUGCUUCGGCCUGGGUUUUGUCAUUAGUUAUUUUCACACUUAAAAUAUCCGGUUUUUCGGUUUUGGUAUCUGUUGUUGUUUUCUGUUUUCUGUUUUUUUUUCUUUCUUUUUGUAUUUUUUUCUUUUUCCCUUUUUAGCUUUUGAUGUAUUCGCUUUGCGUUUCCUAGGCCUCCUCCUCCUAGGCCUCUAUAUUUCACUCGGGCAAUCGGUGUCAGAGAAAUACAUGUAAUGGUAAUGGUAAUGGUAAUGGUAAUGGUAGCUGUGCCAGAUAGAUGCAGCAAAUGGAAUUCAUACUUGAUAAUUUUGAAGCAAGUCCUGCAUUGCAGGUAAAUUUGGUUCAGAUGAGUUCUACAUGAAUUAGAAAAAAUCUUCCAUUUGGAGAAAUUUCCGUACCAUUCGCUCCCGUUACUCCCGACUCCCCACUACAGGGGCCGAAAAGUCACCUUCGUGCAACACAAUCGUUCAGCUUACAUGAUGUGGCAUUAUUUUUCAAGAUGGCGGCACAAUUCGGCGUUUUACGUAGACGGUAGUAUAUUAAACAUGUCGUUACGAGUUUGGUGUGCCUUGGUCACUGCUCAGCUUGGUUUAGGAGCUUAUGGUGUGAUCGUCACAAAGUUUGCUAAGGGCAGCAAAGCAGAUCCUCUGGUGUUUUGUCUGUUGCGUGACGCGGGAGCCUUUCCCUUGAUGUUGUUAACAGCGUUUCUCGUCGAAGGAAAAGUUAGCAUGCCUUCUCUGAGAAGCAUCCCCCUGCUCAUGGUCCUUGGUCUCACAGGCAUGUUUGCUACCCAGUUGCUCUAUCUCCUGGGUGUGUACUUGACAACAGCCAACAUGGCCGCUAUGUUUCAACCGGCAGUUCCUGUUUGGAGUACUUUUCUAGCGAUGAUAUCCGGAGUAGAGCCACCUCCAAGACUAACAAAAUCACAUGGUUGGGCCAAAAUUUUUGGUGUACUUUUAGCAGUUACUGGAGCUUUCACAAUGACGCUGGGAAAAUUUAGGAGGAAUUCCAGAGAAGACUCUUGGUUAGUGAGUGGUUCAUCUGUUGGGAGUCAGUUUCUUGGAUGUAUUUGUCUCUUUGCCAAAACCUCAAGCACUGCUGUGUAUUUCAUAAUACAGAAGAAAUAUAUAUUUAACCAAUGUCAAUCAGAAUGGAAAACUCGGCCUAUGGCUGUAACUGCCUGGAGUUACUUCUUUGCUACAGUUUUCCUAGCAUUUGCUUCAUUAAUCUAUGUUAAACAGCCAGAGAAGUUUACAAGUUUUUCCCGAGAAGCCUUUUACUGUUUAGUUUAUGCAAUUUUCAUUACUUCCACCAUGUGUUAUUUGCUUCUGUCGUGGUGUAACAUGCAGGUGCAGCCAACAAUUGUUGCAGCCUCCUGGCCACUUCAGGCCUUGUUCUGUGCAAUUCUGUCCUCUGUAUGUUUAGGACAAUCACUGCAAUUCUUAGAGUGUUUUGGUGGGAGUUUUAUAGCCUGUGGACUUUGUGCAGUUUUGUGGUCGAACAACAAAGUGAACAAAGAAUUAUAUCUAUUGCAAGCUAAAAAGGAACCAGAUACACUCUAGCUGUUAGAAAAGGUUAACUCAGAUAAACUCAGACAGCAUUGAAUGAGCUUACAUGUAUAUAACCCCAAGUUACAGUACUUGUGAAUAAAAAUGGUCUACUGUUUUUAACCUGUAAGCUAGAGAGUACAUACGGUUGCUGUUCAUGUAUGAUCUUAUUUAUUCCAAAGAAAACAGGAAACAGUAAUAUUAAAAAUAAUAUUAUAUGUACCAAGAUGUUAUGUUUCAUUUAGAAAGUAUAUAAUAAGUAAACAAGUUCAAGAGGAUCACGCUCAAUGCCAAAGUAUUGCUAACAGCAUGGGCAUGUUUAUUAAUUUACUGCAUGCAAAACACUCAAGUUUUUAAUACAUGAUAACUUUGUUUGUAAGGAUUAUAUAAAUGCAUGUUGGAAAAUUAUAAUCAGGUUAAGUACCAAUAACCAGAGUUUGUGUGCUUAGGGAGCACCUGCAUGCUUGUACCUUUCUUUCCCACGAUUUUUUUCCCCAAAGAUAAGAUUAGGACUGAGACUGACAGCAGAGAAGACCAAGUAGUGGGGGUGUGGGGAGAGAAGGGUGUACUUUCUAGAAUUGAUUGCAUAAGUUUUGGUCUCAACACUGACUCUGUGAUUGGCUCCUUUUGAUGGGCCUGUGAAUUUUGAAAAACCAUUCUGGGAAUCAUGAUUUGAGUGUACACCUUGAGAUGUGUACUUCUGUGGAUCAUCAAACAAAAAUAGAUUCAUGAAAUGUAAAAUCAACUUUUGUGACCUUGUAAAUUAAGAUUCCCCGGCCCCCGUUCCUUUCCCCAGAACCAUCUGUCCCUUUCAGCUAUAUAGUGGGGCCUUGGCCUGAGGAAAAGAUGGCCCUGGAUUCUUGGACUAAUUAAGAGGUUCACUAUAUUCAAUGCUGGUU